CGGACCGCCGCAGCCAUGUUGGGCUCCUGCCGCCUCUCCCGCUUCACCUGUCACCUGCCUGCCGGCACGCGGGCUUUGACACCUCUCCGACGCCACCGGGGCUCGCUCCCGCCGGCUGUUACGCCGUGCGUUACGCCGUCCCCUCGGCCCCGCACGCCGCCAACGGCCGCUCGGCGGCGCGCAGGCGGCGGUUGGCGCCGCCCGCUCCGCUCUGUGGCGUGGGCGGCCGCCGCCGGCGUGACGCAGGCGACGGGCGGGCAGGCGGGAGGGAGGAGCGAGCCCGUGAUGGCCGGUGCCGCCGCCGUCGCGCUGUCCUUCUGUGUGCUGCCGGCCGCCGCCACCCUGCCGCUGCCAGCUGCCGGCCGCCGCGCCGCCGCCGCCGCCAUGGCCGAGGAGGAGACCCCCAGCGAAGGGUUAGGAUGGUUAUUCAGCUGGCUUCCUGCCUGGUGUCCCACAUCACUGCUACACCUUAAAGAGGCUGAGGACAAAAUGCUAAAAUGUAUUGCAAGCACAUACAAUAAGCGAUAUGUGUAUAUACCUAAUGGAAAUAAAAUAUGGACACUGACUUUCUCUCCGGACCUUUCACAUAAAACUCCACUUGUUCUCCUGCAUGGGUUCGGAGGAGGUGUUGGACUGUGGGCUCUCAAUUUUGAAGAUCUCUGUGAGAAUAGGACCGUUCAUGCUUUCGACCUCCUGGGAUUUGGACGUAGCAGUAGACCACACUUUGACACUGAUGCUCGGGAAGCAGAGAAUCAGUUUGUGGAAUCCAUAGAACAAUGGAGAAAGGAGAUGGGGUUAGAAAAAAUGAUUUUACUUGGACACAACCUAGGUGGAUUCCUGGCUGCUGCUUACUCAUUAAAAUACCCAUCAAGGGUCAAACAUCUUAUCUUAGUGGAGCCAUGGGGUUUUCCAGAGAGGCCUGACAAUGCCGAACACGAAAGACCAAUUCCAAUCUGGAUCAAAGCACUAGGAGCUAUAUUGAGUCCAUUUAAUCCAUUAGCUGGGCUGAGGAUAGCAGGACCCUUCGGAUUGAGCCUUGUUCAGCGUUUAAGACCGGAUUUCAAGCGAAAGUAUUCAUCGAUGUUUGAUGACAACACUGUGGCUGAAUAUAUUUAUCACUGCAAUGUACAGUCACCCAGUGGUGAAACAGCUUUCAAGAACAUGACAAUUCCUUAUGGAUGGGCAAAAAGGCCGAUGCUGCAACGGAUUCCACAAAUGGACCGAGACAUUCCUAUCACUGUGGUCUAUGGAGCACGUUCGUGUAUAGAUGGCAAUUCUGGCAGCACUGUCCAGUCUCUGAGACCAAAUUCGUAUGUGAAGACAAUAGCUAUCCUUGGUGCGGGUCAUUAUGUGUAUGCUGAUCAACCCGAAGACUUCAAUCAGAAAGUGAAAGAUAUCUGCGAUUCCGUGGACUGACUGUCUGCUGUUCUGUAGAAAGUCGUACCAUAGAUAGCGUUUAGUACCAAUACUCUCUAGGAAAUCACUAAAGAAUGUGGAGCUACUGGCACAGGCUCUCUUUGCACAUUGUUUCUUCUAAGAAGCCAUUUGCACACUUAAACCACUUAGUGCCUUUUGGGGGAGGGGGGAGGUGUGUAGGGAGAUUUGAAGCAAACUUUGUACAGAUUUGUUCUGAGAUUGGUUUUUAGAUUAUUGGCCUGUCAUAUGAAAUUACACGCAACUUUUUAAACUGGAAUUUUCUUCAAAAUGUAAUUGAAUUUUGCACAUGUUGGACUUCUAAAGAUGCUGAAUUCUUCACUAAUGCGGAGAACUGUAUUGAUGCAGAUACAAUGUAUAAAAUGCAGUUUGGUUUCUUUAUAAAAAUUCAUAGUUUUUAGUUGAUGUUUCAUAGCAAGAAAAUGAAAAUACUUACUCAUUUCAUAUUUGGAAUUCAAAACUCCAUAUACAAUAUUUUAAGAGGGUGUGUUUUAUUUUUUUUUUAUUGGCAUGGUAACAGCUUACGAAGCUGAUUUUGGGAGAGGCCAAAACAAUGAGCAGUGUCUGUUGCUGAAAUACGUGUGUUAGUUUGUAAGAAAUUGGGGCUCAGUAUUGGGAAAUCUGUCUUCUGUUGGAUUUUAUUUCCAUUUAUCUCAAGGCAUCUUUUUCUGUCUCUGCAACUUUUACAGAAGGCUCAGUUUGUAAGAGUCAAUGAUGUUACCAGCACUCAUGCUUCCAUAGAUAUUUUGAUAUGUAGAUCUCAAUAUUUUAAAGUGUAGAAAUUGGCUUGUUAGUUACACCAUCUAUUAUUAACGCUUUACUGCAAGAUUUGUUACUAGCCUAAACCUAACAAUUGUAGAUAAGUGGACAAGAUUUUGAUUAGGGCUAGGGAAUGGCCAUCUGGAUAGUGAGCAUAAUUCCCUUUUUCUUUAAUUAGAAAACCUAGUCCUAGGAAAUUCAGGGUGGAAGAGAGGCAGAGGGAGAAUAUUGACGUUCUCUAAUUGGGAACUACAACAGGUUAGUGUAUUUUAGUUAACAUGCAGCCUCCUUAUAGGAAGGAUCAUUACUGGAGUGAACAAUACCACUGUAACAAAUUAUAAUUAUUUUUCUUGGAGAUUCUUAAUAUAAUUAUAUAUUUAAAUGGAGUAUUUCGGUAUUAGAGAUAAUCCAGUCUCUGCAUCUUUUUGAAAUUGUAGUUUGACAUUAGUUCUUCACAUGCUUAGUAAAUUAUAUUAAGCAAAAUAUUUUGUCACUUUAAAGCCAAAUUAUGUGGUGAUUUUUUUAACAGGUUUACAUAUGAUCUGCUUUUGAAUAUUAAAUUUACUACUGAAGAGUUCUUGAUACUUUUAUACAUAGAAAAAUUUGAGUUAAUGAUAGCACCUUUUUAAAGCUUGAGUGGAAUUCUGUGCAUUUUUUUAUCAAAUUAAGGAAUUGUUACACAUAUUUAUGAUGUGGAAGGCAAAGAUAACCUAAAAUAGUCAGGAAAUACUCUGAUUAUGUUCCCAGCCAAACAUAAUCUCCCUCUUUCUGAAGGAGAUAUUUAUCUAUGUGGCGCUAUGUAAACAUCAGUCUUUGUGACUGCCUUGACCGGUAGCACUUAAUAUCUAACAAGCUAAAGAUUUUUAUUAAAAUUAACUAUUGAAUUAAAUUACUUUUUCAAUUAGCAAAUGCCAGAAUGUUUAAGCAAAACUUUGGGUUAUUUGCUAAAAUCCUGAGUUCAAAGUGGAAAAUCAGAAUAUCAAUUAUAUUUUUGAAUAUAAGCUAUAAAUUAUCAGUCGUGUCACCAUUUAGGUGGAUGCCUUCAAUAUGUAUUUUUUCCCCCUUUUCAGUGUCUAAUUUGUAUUUAUCAACUUAAACAGCUGUUUUAACUGUGUGUAAAAACCUAAUGCAAAAAUAUAUUCUGAGUCUCCUCCGAAUAACAAAAGGUGAAACAAGCUAUUGGUGGUUUCAGAUAGCACUUACUGAUGGGAAUUCUAGAUUCCACAUCAAAAGAUGGAAGUAGGGAUGAAAAUUGCACACUGGAUGUGAAUAUUGUUUUAAAUAUCCCUUGCUUUUUCAGCUUAUUGGACUAAUAAGACAUAUUGCUUAAGUUUUGCACAAUAAAAAAAAAAAUUAAAUGUUAUGUUUGAUUAAUGAUAAGACCUGAUGUUGCUUUUGUAAAAAUUGUGUGUAAUUAAACCCUGGAAAUCAAGAGUGAUUAAUAAGGUGAGCCUAAACCAUUCAAAAUACAUUAAAAAUGAGGCAAUGCUUAUUUUCAAAUGUCUCAAUGUACUUAACUGAAACUGGUAAGCAUUUGUCAACAAGUAGCUGCAAGCUCGGCACGCUGGUUGUAUAUACAAAACAAUGUUUGUUGGUUGUCUUCCAGGCAGUAUUGGAUACUGCUGUGAAGGUCAAGAUGGAAUUUUGAAUAUCCUAUUGUGUGCAACAUAACCCAAUAAAGUUAAUUUAAUAAACAUAGUAAGAGGUGCUGAACAGAAAAUGAAUGGCACAGACUGAAACACUUGGGAGCUGGACCUUUUGUGAGCAGUUACUGACGAGGAAUAAGGUCAGUUCCUACAGAAGUUCUCUUUCAGUGCAAUGACCAGGUGCUUAAAUGCACCGCGGCGAGCACUGAACACUGAUGGUGCUAUUUUUAUUAUAGUGCUAUAAAAUAAGACAAGAAUCACAGGCAUAAACGUACCCAAAGAUCUAUCCCGUUCUAGCAUCAAAAUGAAGACAGCUUUGCAGCAGAGGCUAGGGCAUAACAAAAAGAAUCCAAAAUAUUAAUAAAAUCCAAGAUUAACUGUCUAAGUCUCCAGGACGCGCUCUUCUUCCUGAGGUUGUUGUGAUAAAAUUUUAUUAAAGUAACUUAGUAAUAUUUUGUUUGCAUGGCUGAGUUCAUCUUGUUACUUAUUGAACCCUGCCAGAUUAGAUUUUAGUUCUGAAAAACUGAUUUUCAGAGAAGUAAUUUAUUGAUAAGACUCUAUAAUAAAACAUUCGCAGCCAUCACAAGUAA
Molecule: messenger RNA, 4429 nt
Organism: Chroicocephalus ridibundus (black-headed gull)
Lineage: Eukaryota; Metazoa; Chordata; Aves; Charadriiformes; Laridae
Gene: ABHD5
Product: abhydrolase domain containing 5, lysophosphatidic acid acyltransferase
Exons: 7
Coding region: 16-1416 (466 amino acids)
Biological process (GO): phosphatidic acid biosynthetic process; positive regulation of triglyceride catabolic process; negative regulation of triglyceride storage
Cellular component (GO): lipid droplet; mitochondrion
Molecular function (GO): lysophosphatidic acid acyltransferase activity; carboxylic ester hydrolase activity
Source: RefSeq, a predicted model, not a curated record